Molecule: messenger RNA, 956 nt
Organism: Micromonas commoda
Lineage: Eukaryota; Viridiplantae; Chlorophyta; Mamiellophyceae; Mamiellales; Mamiellaceae
Exons: 1
Coding region: 222-878 (218 amino acids)
Biological process (GO): protein transport
Cellular component (GO): membrane
Source: RefSeq, a predicted model, not a curated record
ACCCACGCACCUCGCGCGGCACGCGACGCCGUAACCUCGGAACCGGAUCCCCGGCCGAGAUCCUGGCGUGACCGUGCCUUUGAAGGCGCGUCUUAGACGACGGAAGGGCACGCGCCCGGAUCCUCGUGUUUUUCCCAACCCCUCGCGCGACCUGGAGAGGGCUGAGGGACGGGAUCGGCGGGUGGGGUGAAGAGGCGUGAGAAGAUCAGAGCUCGCGAACCAUGGCGGCCAUGGUUGGAGGCGCCGCGCUGAAGACGGUGAUGUCGACGGCGGUCAACAGCCAAAUCAGGGGAUACAAGGAGAGGCGAGCCGAGGCCAAGUCUCAGGUUGACUGGGAGGAUUAUAACUAUCCCCCCUACCUCAGGGUUCUGCACUACAACCUCGACGACGUGGAGGACGCGAACGCCAAGUUCGCGGUGCGCAUCGCGAACAUCAACUAUCUGAUGGCGUGCUCCACCUUCUGCGUGAACUGCUUCGGCACCUUCGUGCUGGCUUGUGGGGGUCUGAAGCUGAAGGGGGUGCACCUGAUCUACGCCAUCUUCAACCUGAUCAUAUACAGCAUCGUCGGCAUGUACGCGUUCUACAAGGCGUACAAGGGCCUGGCGACGAAGAACGGGCGGCUGACGGACUAUUACCUCGGCCUGCAGGUGCUCUUCAUCAUCUUUUUCCUCGUCGCGUCCAUCGUCAGCGGCGCCAACUACUACGGCUGGACCAACGUGAAGCGCGCGAGCGACAGCGACAAGCUGAGCGGGUUCUGGGUGUUCUGGACCUUCUUCGAGUCCGCACUCUGGACGAUCGACUACCUCGUGGGUGGGUGGGCGCUGUACCUGGUGGCGAAGAACAAGACCGACAAGAUAGGCGGUCUGCUCGGGUUCUGACGAGCGGGCGGGUCCGGCGCGAGGUUUCACGCAAGAAGAAAGUUUUACGCGACUUUUAACUCUCAUAGCUAAGACACG